UCUUUUCCCUUUAAAUCUCAUCUCUCAGUUUCUUUUUGUUGAAAAAAUGGAUGGAGAUCUUGUCUGCAAUUUUAAGAAAUGCCGGAAGAGUUUGAAUAAGCUUGCAUGGGUCACUUCUUGUUCACAUAUUUUCUGUGAAGAAGAUGGUUCCAGAGAAUUUAACAAGGCCUAUUCCUGUCCUGCUUGUGAAAGCAGUCUUUCUGGAACUUUUGAUAUUAUUAGAAUUGACCUUCAACCUUCAGACCAAUAUAAGUCUAUGGUCCUUGCUGGUCAAAAACCAGAAGUUAUCAUGGAAAUAUGUUCAAGGGCCCUUUCCUUUUGGACAUACCAGUCUCACCAAGAGAGAGUCUACCAGGAAUAUAUUGCCAGCAAAGUUAAGGAAAAGGCCACUCAACUUGAACAAUACUACGAAGAAGUCGUGUCCAGGAUUCAGUCUGAAUUGAGUUCUAUGAAACUACAGCAAAACGCCACCAAGAAGGAUCUGGAGACCACCAAAAAGAAAUAUAGUGAAGUUGCCGAAAAACUGGUGGAAAAAACAAGACAAUGCCAGAAGCUACAGUCGAUGUAUGAUGUCAUACGUAGGAAAUUGAUUUCUCCGAUCAAUUACGAAAAGGAAUGCCCGGAGAAGGUCUGGAACGGUUUUAAAAAUGAGAACUUCAUCUUGUCCUUAUCUUCUGCUGAUGCUGUCCUCCGGAAGCUUCACACCCCAUCUGCACCUCCACCUCCACUUGCAAAUAACGGCUGUGAUGAUGAUUUUGUGCUCCAACCCAACCACACACCGGUGAGUGGUGUCUUGCAUUCUGGUAGACAUUCCAAGAGCCGCUCUGUCAUUAAAUGUCUGUAACUGCAACACAGGUUGUUCACUCUUUGAGAUACAUCAUCUUCUGCCUCCACCUUCUACAUCCUUCUGGAAUACAGGAAUGGAGAGUUUGGUAUUUGUUUCUUCAGUUCUAAAAUAUCUUGUUUCUGUCCUUAUUUCUAUUUUCUGAUUUCAGAAAACAGGGUGGGCCAAAAUUCACGCACAAAAUAACUUCAAUACA
Molecule: messenger RNA, 1040 nt
Organism: Octopus sinensis (East Asian common octopus)
Lineage: Eukaryota; Metazoa; Mollusca; Cephalopoda; Octopoda; Octopodidae
Product: E3 ubiquitin-protein ligase CCNB1IP1-like
Exons: 12
Coding region: 47-844 (265 amino acids)
Biological process (GO): reciprocal meiotic recombination
Cellular component (GO): synaptonemal complex
Molecular function (GO): ubiquitin protein ligase activity
Source: RefSeq, a predicted model, not a curated record